Recurvomyces mirabilis is the source of this 3717-nucleotide messenger RNA. It is a transcript of the gene TFC4, whose product is annotated as transcription factor TFIIIC subunit tfc4. Gene Ontology annotation, molecular function: protein binding. The transcript has a single exon. Gene Ontology annotation, biological process: transcription by RNA polymerase III. NCBI's taxonomy places the organism in Eukaryota, Fungi, Ascomycota, Dothideomycetes, Mycosphaerellales, Teratosphaeriaceae. The coding region runs from base 1 to 3717 and encodes 1238 amino acids. The record is from RefSeq and is a predicted model, not a curated record. Gene Ontology annotation, cellular component: transcription factor TFIIIC complex.
AUGGCGAAUGGUCAUGAUGUGACCAUGGACGAUGUCACGGGAUAUGGCAAUCAUGCUGCUGGAGUUGAUGCCGACAGCGCGUUGAUAACUCCUGGUUCCUACAGUAACAGAUUUAUGCCCAGUCAUGUGCCUAUGCCGGCUUCAAAUGAUUCACUUCGUGGAGACUAUGACACCUUCGGAGACGGCUACGCUUACGAUGACCCUUACACAUACACAACGGGCGACGAAAUGGUCACUGGCGAAAAUCUUCCAUAUUUCAGACCUGUGCUUGGUUCUGAUGGCGAACCUUUGGUGGACGAAAAUGGCGAUCCUGUACUGGCUGCCAAUGAGGACUUAGAGUACGACGAUGACUACGAAGAGGGUGAUGGUGUGAUUAUGGACUCACUCUCGCCGACACCCACGGGUGGGAAUGCUUAUUCUGCGGUCGCUGCACCACCGACAGACAAUGUCGAGACACCACCAUCAACCAGCAGUGGGCUUGCCGCGCUCCUGGCCAACGCUUCCAGCUACUGGAGCAAGACCUCAAACCUUGGCUUUGGUGAUGGCGCAAAGCAAAAGGCUCGCCUACAAGCUAUGUCCGAAGUGGAGAGAUUGCGCAUACCGCAGGGUGCGCCCAUGGAGAGUGACUACCACGUGGCUGACGAGGAGGCUGAAGAGGAAGUCCUGGUACUUGAUCCUCAGCUCCAAGCUCUGGAUGCUCGUGCUUCUGAUCAAGACAUGAGGAAUAGAGGUCGUGGUAGUGGACGUCCUCGAGGCCGUGGAGGGUUCCGCUGGGCUCUAAGAGGCACAUCUCAUGAUCCGGCGCUCAAGCGCCAGGCGCGUGGUCGUGGUCGUGGCCGAGGCCGUGGCGGCUGGAAGCGAAGGGGACGUCCGCGUGGCGUCCUCACUGCGGAUCCUGGUCGAGAUUUCAAGCGCCUCCAAACGGAAGCAAUGGCAGCAUACAUGGAUGGUAACCACGAGGCUGCUCUUGCUUCGGCGUUAGAAGCAAUCCACAAAAAUCCUGAGGUUGGUAUUGCACAUUGGCUUGUGUCCGAAGCGCUUCGAGGUCUUGAUCGCGAGAAGGACUCCAUCGGCGCACUGAUGUCUGGCGCAGUCGUCGAUCGCGAUGCGAAGAUGUGGAUUGACGCGGGCGACCGGACGAUGAGGCUCGCCGAGACUGUGACUUCGAGAUUUGCAGCAGCCAACCAAGCACUGUAUUGCUACAGUCACGCAAUGGAGCUCACCAAGAAGGAUCCGGCUUUGGAUUUACUUGCACGUCUGGGAAUCCGAGACGCUUACCUUGAGACCGGCGACCUGGGCAAGGCUCGGUUAUACAGCAAAAGUGUGUGCACUUUGGAUCCAACUGACUGGGACAACCUUGUCCUGUAUGCGGAACUAUGCGCCGAUACGCAAGAAUCGACGGAAAUGGCACGCGCAAAGGUGGCGUACGAGGUGGCGUUCGAGGCAACUAGCAAGCAACAGCGUGAACUUGGCGACGUGCCAGAGAUCUGGUCACAUAUCAAUAUCUACCUUGAGCUACUUGACAAACUCAAGUACACAGCGGAAGCUAUUCGCAUGCUCAAGCGUCUGGCAAGGUGGAUCCUGGGUCGGAAAGAAGAGAACUUCUGGGACCAGUACAACGACGAUGACAGGGAGUUUGACAGUGGUAACGAUCGGAGAGGAUAUGUCGGCGAGUUCCAGCAGGGAAAAGCAAGUGUCGACAAAUCACGAUAUGGCGAUGGCCUUCCUAUAGAUAUUCGAGUCAAGCUUGGGCUCUUUCGUGUGAAGAUGGGCACAGAAUACCGCGAAGAGGCUAUGAAACACCUCGAGAUUAUCUAUGACCUUCGCGAAGAUGCGGCAGAGCACUACGAUACUUUCUAUGCUGUCGCAGACUGCCUGCGCCUCCACAGACGAUUCGACGAUGCUAUGAAGUUCUAUCAGUCCUUGAAGGACGUGAUGGAUGGUACGACAGAAGACUUCGCGCUUGGCAUCGCUGAAUGCUAUGAGGCUGCAGCACGCAACGAAGAAGCCGAAGAGACUUACAAGUCCGUGCUGAGGGACCAUCCAUCAAGUGUCAAGGCGCGGAUCAUGCUUAGUCGCCUCUAUCGAGAGCUUGGCUGGCACCAAGACGCCGAACCUUUGCUGCGGGAGGUCUUGGCUCUUGGGAAGAGGGAGAUGGUUCGUGCGGGCGAUAACGAUACUCCUGCAUUGCCAAGGCCAAAGCUUACGAAAAGACUUGCGCCUAGAGCUUCCUCUGACGGUACCUUGCCAGUUCAGGCACAUCAACGAUUCAAUCCACGCACGAAGCGUCCAUACGUGCGACGGAAGACCAAAGCGCAGCCCACCAGUGGCCAGCAUGAGUCUAUACCGGACAGCGCAAGACGUGGAUCUGGCUCGUCACGGAAGGCCAGCGCCGCACCAGCAGAAGAGGAUAUCGCACGUGUACCACUGUAUCUGCUUGACCAGACUUCUACAUUCGAGAAGCUUGAGGCACUCUGGGACACUAGUGAAGCCGACCCAGAUUCUAGGGGCAUUCCAAGUGCGUGGGUGAAACUCGCUGCAAAUACAACAGAUCUCCUGCGGACAGAAGGAGCCUUCUUCCUCAAUACUGGAGGCAAGUUCCAUGGCUAUGGCAAACGACGCUAUACCACAUACCAUGAAGAAGAAUCACAAGCUGCCUUUGAAAUGCUCAGUCAGUCGGGGCCGAGCACAGGCAUCCACAAGCCUACGCCCACCAACAGCAUGAGGUAUCUCAUGGUGCCGAACGACUUCCAGGGUGUUGACUUCCACAAAUGGCAUCGACUGAUUGUGCAGCUCUGUCUUUGCUAUGCCGAUCAUGGCGACCAAUUGCGCUGUUACGACGUGCUUACCGAAGUUCUGCUCAGAGCCAACAUCUUCAACGAAACAGCUUUCAGAGAAAUCAACUCCACAGUAGCGCUGUUCUGCGCUCUUAAAUUCAACGACAGCAAGUAUGCCAACGAUCUUGUCCGUGACUUUGCUCUCCGCAGCGAGUUCCGCGCAAGUGUGCCAUAUCAGCUCAUCAAUGGAGUGUCAAAUCUCUGCUACGGUGAAGAGAAUGCGUUCAAUGCCGGACCGAGUCAGAAGUACAUGGCUAGAGGAGUCAAGGCUAUGGAUUACAACUUCUUACCACCAGCACUGCGCGAACAACAAGAGUACGGAGAACAACUUCCUGGGUUGGAGACGCGAUUUGCGAAGCAUGGCCAAGAAAGUGGCCCACCAGACGCAGGUGUGCUAAUCAUAUACGGCAAUGUCCUGGCAAUGACUUCGCUACGAAAUGCCGCCCUGCCGUACUACUUACGAGCAUUGGCUUUGCAGCCGGACAACGCUAUGCUCCACCUCAGUAUCGGUAUUAGCUACAUCCAUCAGGGCAUGAAACGACAGACUGAGAAUCGCCAAUAUACCAUUCAGCAAGGCAUCUCGUUCGUGCAGCGCUACCAUGAGCUGCGUACUGACAGUGGCGACGUCUCGUAUACACAAGAAGCGGAGUACAAUAUGGCCAAGGUCUGGCAUAUGCUCGGGCUGAUACACCUGGCAAUACCUGGCUACGAGAAAGUCCUGGCCUUGAGCGACCAAAUUAGCGGUGGGCCCGCGAUGGAUGGCUAUGCAAUCAAGGCAGACUUUGCGAAGGAAGCAGCAUAUGCAUUACAGCAGCUCUUCGCUCUUGCUGGAAACCAAGAGGCAGCGGCGGCGAUCACAGAACAGUGGCUGGUGAUAUGA